Messenger RNA from Microthlaspi erraticum, 624 nucleotides. NCBI's taxonomy places the organism in Eukaryota, Viridiplantae, Streptophyta, Magnoliopsida, Brassicales, Brassicaceae. The record is from the annotation of a GenBank genome assembly.
AUGUGGCUGUUUACACAUAAAUUUAAAGCAGAUGGGACGCUCUCUCGGUACAAAGCUCGACUAGUCGCUAAUGGCAAAUCUCAACAAGUCGGUGUCGACUGUGACGAAACUUUCAGCCCCGUUGUUAAACCAACCACGAUUCGCACCGUCUUGCACCGAGCAAUAUCUCGAGACUGGCCCAUACAUCAGCUUGACGUCAAAAACGCUUUCCUCUAUGGUAACCUUGAAGAAACGGUUUAUAUGCAUCAACCACCAGGAUUCACAGACCCGACAAAGCCUGAUCACGUGUGUCUUCUGAAAAAAUCUUUCUAUGGCCUUAAACAAGCCCCUCGUGCUUGGUAUCAACGCUUCUCUCAAUCUGCGUCUAAGAUCGGAUUCAAAAACAGCAAGAGUGAUGCCUCACUCUUUAUUCUUCGUCAAGGGUCUGACAUUGCUUACCUUCUGCUAUAUGUCGAUGACAUUGUGCUCACCGCUUCCUCCAAUGCACUUCUCAGAAACAAAAAUGGGAUGACUUUGAGCCAACACAACUACGCAGCAGACAUACUUCAUCGAGCUAACAUGUCCAAUUGCAAACCAUGCUCCACCCCUGUCGAUACUUCCGCAAAGCUCCAUGCAGACGCAUGA